Molecule: messenger RNA, 1101 nt
Organism: Pelagomonas calceolata
Lineage: Eukaryota; Pelagophyceae; Pelagomonadales; Pelagomonadaceae
Source: the annotation of a GenBank genome assembly
UGCAGCCGGGCUGCACCUCGGAGCGAGCGGUUCCAAUCUCGCAUCGCUGCUCAGAAACUCAAGCGAUCAACUAUCAAUCGGUUCGCGCUGUUUCGCCGCAUCGAUUCCUCAAACUUGCCACCUUGGGUGGUGCACUGGCUGCAAGCUGCCCUCAAGGGCGCAUCAAUGGAUGACGCGCUAGCUGCCGCGGCCGCGCCUCUCGGCGGGAGCUGGGUGCCUCCGCCAGUAAAACGGAAAGCAAAAAAACACAAGAAAGCAGGCAAAAAACGGCGGCGCGACGAUGUAGACGGCUCAUGCAUCGCCGCGCGCGCGCUCGCCGGCGGGUUCGUGCGCAUUUCUGGACUCCUGCCACCGGAGGCGGCCGCUGCCGCCGCGGACCUCGUCAGGCAAGCGCCAGAGGAGGCCUGGCGCCGCUCGUCGGCCAAGACAGACGCAAAGGCCCACGGCAAAAAAACGAAUACGACGCGGCACAGCUACGCCGUCGGCGACGGAGGCGUCGACGCGCCGGACGCCGACGUCGAGGCGCUAAUACAGAGCGUGCUCGAGAGCGUGGCCCCGAGCGAGUGGCUGCGGGCGCGUCGGCUAGUCCCGCGGCUGCAGCUCGGGCGCUACGGCCGAGGCGACCACAUCGUCAAACACGACGACGCCGCCGUAGUUGAGAUAGACGGCGUGCCGCACGAGCGCCGAAUAGCGCUCGUGUACUACCUGACGGGCGAGCCGACCUGGGACGCCUCGCUCGGCGGGCUCUUCGUGGACCACGCGACGGGUCGGCGCCUCGCGCCGGUCCACAACACGCUCGUCGCGUUUCGCGUGAGAGCUGUGUGGAAGUCAACCAGUGAGUUAGAUUAUCCUGAGAAAUAUUGCGUGGACCUUUGUGACGCUCCACGCCAUCGAGCCGACGCGAUCGGCGACAACGUCGCGUCGAUGGCCUGGAAACUUCACGCCAUCGAGCAGACGGAGCUACGGAGAAAAUAUCGCGCCGAUGGCGUGGGGCGCCCGAAAUUUGAUUUCCACACAGGUGCCGCGCCUCCACGAGGUCACGAAAGUGACGGGAGACCGGUCGCGCUACUCCAUCUUCGGGUGGCUCUACGCGCCGCGUAG